AAGCUGACGAAUGGAAGCUGUUCCUGAGUGGUCAUUUCGGUAAUAGUGGCUAAAACAAACAUUGCACGAUAUCAACCCUCCAUAUACGGUCUCCUUUGGUUGGGGCAACAAACUUCUUAUGCACCGAACAAAUACUUUUAAAGAAAUGUCCAUGCUGUAGCAUUACAACGCAGACUUUCCUCGGCGUUUUCAGCUCGAGAGCUCCAGCAUGUCUAAGCGGCGCUCUUUGGAGAGGGGGGCCGGAGAGACCUCGGGCAGGGCCAGCAAGCUCCUCUGUCCUGGAAUAGCUGGAAGCAACGCCAAGAGGGCAGGUCCUUUUGUCCUGGGGCCUCGUUUGGGGAACUCGCCCGUGCCAAGCAUAGUGCAGUGUCUGGCCAGGAAGGAUGGGACGGAUGACUUCUACCAGCUAAAGAUCCUGACGCUGGAGGAGCGGGCAGACGCGGCCGGGGAGACCCAGGAGGAGAGGCAGGGGAAGAUGCUGCUGCACACCGAGUACUCCCUCCUCUCGCUGCUCCAUAACCAGGAUGGAGUGGUGCACCACCAUGGCCUGUUCCAGGACCGGGCGUACGAGAUUGUGGAGGAUCCGGAGGCCAACAAUGGAAAGGUGCGCCGACUGAAGAAGCGGAUCUGCCUGGUGCUGGACUGCCUCUGUGCGCACGACUUCAGCGACAAGACUGCGGACCUCAUCAACCUGCAACACUACGUCAUCAAGGAGAAGCGGCUGAGCGAGCGCGAGGCCAUUGUCAUCUUCUACGAUGUGGUGCGCGUAGUGGAGGCCUUGCACAAGAAAAACAUUGUGCACCGAGACCUGAAGCUUGGAAACAUGGUGCUGAACAAACGAACUCAUCGGAUUACCAUCACCAACUUCUGCCUGGGCAAGCACCUGGUGAGUGAGGACGACCUGCUGAAGGACCAGCGAGGAAGUCCAGCCUACAUUAGCCCUGACGUACUGAGUGGCCGGCCAUACCACGGUAAGCCCAGUGACAUGUGGGCCCUUGGCGUGGUGCUGUUCACCAUGCUCUACGGCCAGUUCCCCUUCUACGACAGCAUACCUCAAGAGCUAUUCCGCAAGAUCAAGGCUGCAGAGUACUCCAUCCCAGAGGACGGGCGUGUGUCAGAGAACACUGUGUGUCUUAUACGGAAGCUGCUGGUGCUAGACCCCCAGCAGAGGCUGACCGCUGCUGAGGUCCUGGAGUCUCUCAGCGGCAUUAUUGCCUCAUGGCAGUCAGUAUCCUCUUUGACCGGACCUCUUCAGGUUGUACCGGACAUCGAUGACCAGAUCAGCCACCCAGAGCAUCUCCAGGAGGUGAAAAUGACGGAGGAGUCGUCGCAGUACGAGUUUGAGAACUACAUGCGCCAGCAGCUGCUGCUGGCCGAGGAGAAGAACACUAUUCACGAGGCCAAGGCCAGUUUCCUCGCCAAACGCCAGUUCAGCGCCAUCCCGCCCGUGCGGCGCCUGGGCCACGAUGCCACACCCGUCAGCCCUCUGGACGCAGCCAUCCUGGCCCAGCGCUUCCUGCGGAAGUAGCCCCUUCACCCAUCACCUUGCCCUCUGGGGGACAAGUGGGUUGGGGAACACAAGGGUUGUGUCGGGAAGGUACCCUGAAACUGAGAAUAUCUAUGGGAGCUUAGCCCAACCCUCCCUUGGGUAGAGGGGUCCCUAGCUGUAGGGAGUUAGGUAGGUGGAGUGGGAACAGACAUGGGGGGAGGGGGGGGCAGAACUGAUCACUCACCUGACAACCUCUCAUAGUUUUCACACUUCAAGUCUGGGUGUCGGUGGUGUGCACAGCAAUGGCUUAGAUGGAGAAUCUGAAGAUCUCAACCAAAGGCUCCCACUGAACCCCCCCCCCCCCCCCCCCACCUCAGCCAGCCAGCUAUGGGCACAUAUGGACUCAGCCAGCCAGCUAUGGGCACAUAUGGACUCAGCCAGCCAGCUAUGGGCACAUAUGGACUCAGCCAGCCAGCUAUGGGCACAUAUGGACUCAGCCAGCCAGCUAUGGGCACAUAUGGACUCAGCCAGCCAGCUAUGGGCACAUAUGGACUCGUACCGGCCAGGGGGAUACCAGACACGCAUGUGUGUGUUUGGACAUGAAAAGCCCCCCCCUCCCAUUUGUUUCCCUCUGCUGAGACCUGGGCAUUGCCCUCCUACCUACCCCCAUUUAUUCUUGAAAACCCUGAGCAAUACAGGGCCAGAAGAACCAUGUAGCAACCUUCCUCUAACCUCCCCCUCAACUCUCCAAACUGAGAUCACUUGAUCAUGGACGUAAUUCACUCUCUUUAGUUUCCUCAUAACCAAAAUGAUCUGGACUAGUCCCGUCUCUAAACUGACGACUUCAAAUCUACCUCUCUCAAUCUUUAUUAUUUUUUUUUUUGUGUGUGCAUUUUACACCAUGUCCACCAUUCUCGGAAAACAAGGAAUUGUCGGGGUAGUGUUGUCACCGUAGACAGAAAGCAUUACUAUGUUUUGGUGCAUAAAGGUUUGGAAUGUGGAAUAUGAAUAAGCUUUUUUCCUUAUGACUAAUAAGUAGCAUUCUACACUUCUAUCUAUUCUACAUUGAAAAUGCUAACUAUCAAAGGGUGGCCAAAAUCGCCUACUUCUGUCUUUAAGUCUAGCAGAUUGCAUUGUUUUCUUGCUUUUGCUCUCACCCCCUGUGGAACCAUUUUUUUGCAUUUAGGUGUCAAGUACCUGGAAGAGCUGGAUGGGGCGACGUUUCAUGUUGAUCCUCUCUCGUUAUUGCUGUUCUAAUUGGCAUCUUUGAUUAAUAAUCACGACGUGGACACUAUCAUUUUUUGGGGGUGAGAAAUCAUGGCGAGUCUUAACUGAUUGUUAGCCAAGGAAAUGAUACCUCCCCCACGUUCACCACUGAACAACUUCCAGGUAUUCAACUUCCCAUUUAUCCUGUGACAUCAUCAUUGUGAGACAGGUAUUGGGCAUGAAUGUGAAUGAAUGGUAAUGCCAUGCCAGUGAUUGUCAGUGUGUAGAUAAGUGUGAUUUGGGCCAGGGGUGUAUUAGACAAAGCCAGGGCCUUUUCAGUGGUAGGUGCAGACUAGAGCCACGUUAUUUAAGCCCAGUAAGUCAGUGCAGACCCUUAAACUAGCCAUCCUUCCCAAUCUGUUUAUCUUGCCUGCCUCAGUUGCUUGCACACACUGAGAACAUACAGGCUUUUCUAAGACUGGCUGGACUGAAUGUGUCCGCUAUGAAAGAUGGGCAUCCCUCAUUUUGCCCCUGUCUUAGUCGUGAAUGCUCUAGUGCGUAGCAAAGUUUAAAAAUCAAACAAAACCGCGAUGAUCAUAGCUCUCAAGCCCGUUUAGCUGUUGUAAGUUAUAUUGUAGUAGCUGAUCAUGAAAGACUUACUAUAAUGUUGAUAGUGAUAAUUGAAUAGUGUAAUAUUUCAUAGAGAAACUCAACAAUGAGGUUGUCUCAGUCGCGUUACGCACAUUCUUAAGCUUCCCUCUGCUGGCGGUGCCGUAGUGGUGCCAAACGUGAUCAAUCCAAUCAUUCUGCACAGAGGCUAACGGCUGUUUCGUCUAAAGUGCACUAGUGUCCUGGAAAUACGAUGACAUUGCUAAAGUAGGCAAGUAGGAAAAAUGUUUGCCAUUAUGUCGGCAAAUUUACUUUAGACAGAUGGCAAUGUUGUCAUUUGUUAGCAAAGUUUGUCAAAAAUAGCUAGCAAUGCUGCUAAGCUACUAACUCGUGAACAAUAUUAGUCAUCUGUUCACAUAAGCUUGCCCAUCUUUAUGGGUAUUCGCGUUGCUUAGACCUUCACUCUAUUUAUAACCAAACUGAUCACAUGGGUAGAAACUUGAGUCAGUUUCGUCCUAUUUCAUUGUAUAUUGUCUUUUUCCUCAAUUUCAUUUAUGUUUAUUUUGUUAUUUAUUCACUGUCCAUUUUCAGGCAUCAAAUCUAUUUUCCAUUUUAGCUUUAAGCAAGAAGUUUUCUGGUUCCAUUUGUUUCUCCAAACUUGAGCCGCCAUUGCAGUUUUUCCUCUCCCAGCCCAUCUUCAUUAAAGAUCUCUUUUUAUAAUUGUUUACCAUUGCCACACACUCGUGGUCGAUUUAAGCUACACUAAUAAUGAAACUGACUCUGCAUAGUUCUAUUUUUUACACAAAUAAUCGUGCAUUAUGAGGAUUUAUGGUAGUGAUCUGUUUAUUACCCGAAUCCCAGUUCUGUUUGUGCAGUUCUGCCAACUCCUGUUGCCUUGACAAUGACUAGCACAAACAGAUCUGGGACCAUGCCAACUGUUUAUCGCCCCAUACCAGACUUUUGGUCAGUAUGUAAAUAUGAAACCAUCAUUACAGCGACAACACCAGUAGAGCUUCCAUCUAGUGGAACGAUACCAGCUCUGAUCAGGGGUACGUUUCAGUAAGGUGAAAUGUUGCAGAUAGGAAUGUGUUGAAUAGAACUGACAUGAUUCCAAAUUCAACAUGACAGGAAAUCAUAUCUUCAUCUGAACGUUUUGUAACAUUGCACACUCCUGAACAACCCCGCUUUAACACAAAUUCUAUAUAGACAUGCAUUAGAGGCAAUGCUAGCCACCACAUUUGGGAAAAUAAAAAAUAAAUAAAUGUAAUGAGAUUUUGAGAUGUUAGCUUUUUUCCCAUCUCAAUGUGAAUUUCUGGGUAUAAAAGCAGUAUUGUAGUUGAUAGUGUGUCAGUAGUUCAUGAGAAAAGGGUAUUUUGUGAAUACCACAGCCCUUGCUGAAGUUGAAGGCAAAUUUGUGAUCCCGUCGUACUUGAGGGUGACCAUAACCCACUAUUGGAUAUAAAUAUUUAGGUUUAUUAGGUAUCUGUAGCAUUAUCAAGAUAGUGUUCACAUUUGGCUGUUAGAAUUGUCCCAUUUGUCUAUGAAAGUUGUCCCCUUCAUAUAAGUUUUGUGGACUGAAAUCACCAUACGAAGCAUGAUGUUGAGCUCUUUGUAAAAUGUGAUUUUGCAUGAUUUUUCUUUUUUUUUUAAACUUGCGGUGGUCCCACAAUUAUAAUUGCCUGAAAUCAACCAACCAGGAAGAAUUGGGAAUUUGAGUCUUACAGAAAAACCUAAUGUUUUUCAUAAUACAACCGAUUUUCAUUUAAUGAACAUUCAACUUAAGUUUUCAUUUUUACUAUAAUUCAAAAAUAUGGGAAAUGUCUGUCAGUUUAACGAUGUAUUUGAUUUGCUGAGUAUUUCAACUGGAAAAUAGAUGAUGGUGUAUGAUGUGGUGGUAAAAAAAUGGUUGAAAACCAGCAGGAUUUGUUGUAAGCUGCUUUGUUGGAUAUGGGCAUCUAAUACAAAAACCUGGCUAAUUGUACAGAGAUGAGAAAAAAAAGUUUGUAUAAAAGACAUAUUUUUGUACUUCAUCAAAUCUCUACAUGCAUGUCAGCAAUAAACUUUGAUAUGGAAAAGUA
Salvelinus namaycush (lake trout) is the source of this 5382-nucleotide messenger RNA. Its product is annotated as serine/threonine-protein kinase 40-like. Gene Ontology annotation, molecular function: ATP binding; protein kinase activity. The transcript is spliced from 11 exons. The record is from RefSeq and is a predicted model, not a curated record. Gene Ontology annotation, biological process: protein phosphorylation. NCBI's taxonomy places the organism in Eukaryota, Metazoa, Chordata, Actinopteri, Salmoniformes, Salmonidae. The coding region runs from base 209 to 1528 and encodes 439 amino acids.